Messenger RNA from Endocarpon pusillum Z07020, 2337 nucleotides. RefSeq lists its product as uncharacterized. Lineage: Eukaryota; Fungi; Ascomycota; Eurotiomycetes; Verrucariales; Verrucariaceae. Bases 1 to 2337 code for a protein of 778 amino acids. The transcript has 3 exons. The record is from RefSeq and is a predicted model, not a curated record.
AUGGACCCGUUUUCCGCUGCGGCUGGCAUCGCGGGGUUGAUCUCGUUAGGGGUCCAAGUGACAGGAUCUCUCGUCAAGUUUUAUACUUCUUACAAAGGCCAAGAGAUUGACGCGACUCGAACGACAGCGAAACUUCAAACCCUCUUGAGCACGUUCCAACUUAUUCAGGCUACACUCCAGAGUCGCACCUUUCAGCCAAAUGAACAGGAUCUGAUUAAGAAUAUCGAAUCUUCCAUCCACCAAUGCGACGAGCUUAUCCACGAACUCGAAGAAGAGUGUAAGAAAUGUGAGAAGGCAUCUGCCACCAGCAUCAAUGCCACUAUCAGAGCCACUGGCCGCCGAGCAGCGUACCCGUUCCGUCAAAGUACCCUGCAGAAACUUGAUGAAGCCAUUGGCGAGAUACUUCAGAUUUUAUCACUAGCGCUAGACGUACUACAGCUCCGAGACCACAAAAACAUCCAGGACGAUAUCGCCGAACUCAAGUCGCUUCUCGAGGUCGUGAGAGCGACUCAGGUCUCAGCGACAAUCCGUACCUGGUUCAACGCCCCAGACGUAACGAUCAAUCAUAACGCCGCGUGCGCUAAACGCCAUCCAGGGAGAGGCAUCUGGUUCGUCAAGGGAUCCGCCUUCAAGAACUGGUUGACUCGGGAUAACUCUUUUCUCUGGCUCAACGGAUUUGCAGGAUGUGGGAAAUCGGUCUUAUGUUCGACUGCCAUCCAGUACACCUUUCGUCACAAACGGUCUGAUCCCGGCGUUGGCAUUGCGUUUUUCUAUUUCACAUUUAACGAUGAGUCUAAACAAGACGAGUCUGCUAUGCUACGAGCACUGAUCUUACAGCUAUCAGGUCAACUGUCCGAUCCCCAGACAGACCUAGCUCGUCUACAUGGUUCCUACAGCACGAGCGUCCCUCCGGUAACACUUCUGAUAUCGCAUCUCCGACAACUCGUUCAGAAGUUCAAUCAGGUGUAUAUCCUGCUUGACGCACUGGACGAGAGUCAACGAGAGCAGGUUCUGGAUGCGAUAGAAACUAUGCUAAACUGGUCCUUGACAAGGCUGCACGUACUGGUGACUAGCCGAGACGAGCCUGAUAUUCGUGACUCUCUGAGUCCUUUAGAGGAUGAAGAUGUAACCAUGAGGAAUGCCGAAAUUGACCAGGAUAUCAGCUACUUUAUCUCGGAUCAAUUGAAUACUAACCGGAAGCUCCGAAAGUUACGUGCGUAUCAUGACCGGAUCCAAAAAUUAUUGGCUGAACGAUCUCAAGGAGUAUUUCGUUGGGUUGAGUGCCAACUCAAGUCUCUCAUGGAAUGUCCACAGAGUGAAUAUUAUCUUGAUCAGUGCCUGCAAUCAUUACCACGGACUUUGGACGAGACAUACGAGCGAAUCUUGUGUAGCAUAAACAAGAGCUGGAUUGAAGACGCCCGACGAAUUCUGACUCUAUUGUGCUUCUCAUCCCGACCAUUGGCAGUCCAAGAACUCAUAGAUGCAGUCGCCAUCCAGCUUCACGAGCCGGCAGGCCUGAAUCUCCGACGUCGACUACACGAUGCUGACGAUUUCCGCCUGUUAUGUCCCGGGCUGAUCGAUGUAGGCGCCAAGGUAAACAAUGAGACACAUGUUGAUUCUGAUGGAAGCAAGGAAAUAGAACGGAUAGUGCCGACACUACGUAUCGCUCACUUUUCGGUACAAGAAUACCUCGAAUCUGAUCGCAUCCGUGAGCAACAAGCAGACGCAUUUGCCUUAGAAAGUGCCUCAGCACAUGCAGAGAUAGCGGAAAUAUGUCUUGUAUACUUACUGGAACCGGGGCUGUCCAGCGGAACCCUAGACCAAACCGCGCUUGAGGAGUUUCCAUUAGCUCGCUUUGCUGCCAGGUUUUCGGGAUGUGUUGGGAGCGGUGCAUUCGCGGCGGUAUAUUCGGCGAGCGGUGCAUUCGGCGUUUGGGUCUUGGCGGGAAUUCACCAUAGUAAUUUGCCUCCUGCUCCUGCUUAUUCUCCUCCUCCUCCUCCUCCGUCUACAGCUCCUGUUAACGUGGAGAGCGUCCUUGAUACCCCUCCUCGUGGAUCUGCCGCCGGCGCCGUCACCAUCGCCACCACCACCACAACGGUUGAUCGGUCCUUCCCAACUCCUGACGAUGAAGAAAAAGAAGAAGAGGAAGAAGAAGCUCUAGAUGAGGCAUUUAUACCCCCUCUCUCAACGGCGCCAGCAGUGAUGACGCAAUCGAGAGCUGGCCGCAAGAGAGCGCCCACAAUGAAAGCAUUAGAGGCCGAAAAGGCGCCAAAACGGGGUACAGGGCAGGGCAAGGGCAGGGGCAGGGGCAGAGCAGGCAGAGAGGCAGAGCGAUAG